CUGUGUUUACUCUGUCGGGUUAGAGCUGGCGCUGCCUCUGCUUUCCAGCCGUCGAGUCUUGGCAGACGUCUCGGCCACAGCACCCUUCCUGUGGCCUUCUCUACGGUUGUGAUUGUUUUCUCGUUGUUGGUAAUUUGUCAGAUUCAUCGAGAAACAUCACUUGAGAAGCAGUCGUGGGCGGGCACAGAAGCUACGGCCUCCAGCGUUUUGGCAAAUUGAACACAGGUGCCGUUGAUUGGCCUCAUUUUCACAACUUUUCAGCUCAGAAUUGCUGUGAGUCCAAGGAGUUUUGUCGUUGAUUUCAUGAGGCUUUUUCUGUAACUAACGCAUUUUGAAAAAUGGGCUUCCCAUUGUAAUCGAGAACUUGAGGCUUUUCGAUCGUUAAACACACUCUGACAUAAUGUGCUGAGUGAUGAGAAUGCAAAUAGGAAGAAAUCAGUAGGGAUGAAGUUGGAAAUAUAGCUCAUUUAGUCUUUGUCUUGGAAAGACAUCUUAUCUGUAGUCAUAGUAAUGGUGGCCGAAGUUCGAAUGGUACUUUAUGAAGAUGACUCCGUGCAAGUACAAUAUGUUGAUGGUUCCAAAUUGCAGCUUUCUCCCUGUGGUUCUGAAUUUUUAUUUGAAAAGGCACCUCCUGUUUCAGCACAUCCUUUAGAGCAACCAGAAAGAAUUCGUCAAAGGACGCAGUUUGUUAUUAGCACUUACCGAGAGCAACUACAACGAGCCCUAGAUUUUCGAAAUUCUUCUGCCACUUUCCCUUUUCUUUCUGAAAGUAUCAUAGCUUCUGAAAGAAAAAAGCGAAUCUUCGUUGAAAUCUCAGAAGUGAGAUGGCCCAUUCUCGAUACUGAUGAUGCCAUGAUACGUAUGGAGAGUGGCACCGUGAAGAUCUCAUCUUUAGAUGGUCACGCGUACCUUUGCCUGCCCGAAGCUCAGCAUGAGUUUACAGUACAUUUUUUGUGUAAAGUUAGCCAGAAGCCAGACUCAUCUGUAGUGUUGUCAGAAAAAAAUAAUCAAGCCAAAAGGGGCAAACUAUUUGAAAAAGCAGACAAAAACUGUACUUUUGGAAGUUUAUCAGGACAGAAACUAAAGAAUAAAGAAAAUGAACUUUAUUGCCAUAGCAUGAAAUCUGAAGAACCUUCGGAGAAGAAGAGUUGUGUAAAUGGAACUGAAGGGAGAGAGAAGCUGCCCGUACUUGGUACAAAACACACUUGUGUAUACACAUGGGUAAAUCAGCACUGGUCUGUGGCCUCCUGUCCAGAGGAAUGGAAAUACCCUUUGUCUUUAGCAAUUAAUUUUCAUAAUAAAAUCAGUGAAAUGUCUAAAAUUGAUGCAGAUACCACCCAGAAUAGAGUUUUAACUCCUGAUGUUUCAGAAGAAAGAGAAGAGAUUUCUGUUCUUCCCAAGGCCUUGUUACUCAGCUGUCCUGUCCCACACCUGCACAGGUGGUAUUUCUGUGAUUCAUCUUUACAGAGACAGUUUGAUGAAGAAUAUUCCUAUCCUGAACUAGUGAAAGUGGUUUGGUACAAGGGUGUUACAUAUAGACUUACCCAUAAAAAUGUGAACUCAAUAGAGAUUUAUCCUGGAGAUGGAUCUGUUUUCAAAUCAAAAGGAACUUAUUUUGGGAAAUAUUUUACAUAUUAUCCCAUCCAAGAAGGAUCAGAAGAGAGAAAAGAGAAAACUUACUCAAUAAAUAACCUUCCUCCAGAUAGACCUGGAAGUCUGUUCUCUGUGUGUUCUUUACUUAAACAGGCAACAAGAAUUCUUCAACAUUGUGCCAAGAUAAGGCUUUCUUUAAGCCAUAACUAUCAUAUAUGCUGCUGGAAAAUGGUACCUGGGAUAAAUGAUAACAAUAUACUGCCUUUGCUUUUGAGAGAAUCCCUCAUACCCAGUGUGGGAAGAUUUCUUGCAUACUCUGAUGACAAAGUGCAUGCUGUCUUUUUAGAUGGGAUUACCCUAACCUUAAAUUGGAAUUUCAGCUUUUUCACUGAAAAGAGACAGGUAAAUCAAAGUCUCAGCUUAGGUUGGUGUAAGUUAACUUUCCCCGAUGGACAAGAUAAGCUAAUUCAAAUUGAACACCCUGGACGAUAUGAAAGAUAUGUGACAACAGUAAUAUCAUGGUGUAGAAAACUGACCCAGGCCAGUCUGAAAGAGAUGCCCACACAUCCUUCAUCUUCUGUUCUUGAAGAAAAUUGGUCUGUUGCUUCUGAACUUGAAAAGAUACAGAAGUUUAACUUGUUACUGGAGAAUAGUGAUGUCCUAAACCAGAUUUCUAACAAGAAAAACCAGCAGUCUUCUGAUCAUUGCAAACCAAAAUCUUCUGAAACCUUGCUAGAAGUUAAUGAAAAGAGCGUAUUAGUAGCAUUGAAAAAAACCUCUGAAAUUCUUCAAGAUAUUGACCAUCUUCUGUCAAAGUCUAAAAAGUGAAAAAUGGAAUUAUUAUAACAUGUCAUUAAGCCUUAAGGAUGUUGUUUCAAGUGACUGAUAAAAAGAAUCACUACUAAUCCAAGAAGUUGUAUAUAGUAUUUCUGUACAACGAUUGUAUUAAGAAUUGACAUGUAACUUUGGAGGCAAUUUACCUAACUUGUAAAUUUUAAAAUAUAUAUUUAUAUUUUAUUAAUAAAGAACUAUUUUGAAAAUUUUGAACUAUUAUUUCAGAUUUGUGAGAAAAAAAUCCACAAAGUUUGUUUUUACCUUAUAGAACACUGACUAUUAAUCUGCAGGUUUUGUUUGUUUUUUAAUAUGCAGGAUUAUAAGUUUGGUAAUUUUCUAUUUAGUUGUUCUACUCCAAGUAUUGUUUGAUAGAACUAUGAGAUGAGAAAUAGAUCUUAUAAAAAUAACAACGACAAAAAACCUUAUCUAAGCAAUACUGUUGCAAACUGAGAAUUGUGUACUUCAGCAAAGAUUAAAUUUUGUCAGAACUGUCUGAUGAACCAGGUAGUUUCAUCUUUUGAACAUAUGAAAAGAUAUGUGCCGCAAAGUGUGUGAAACUAAGAAAGGGGCUCAUCAAAAGCAUUAUAUAUAUUAUAACAAAACCAUACAGCUAAACAAAACCACACAGCUAAAAAAACUUAAAGAUUACACUAAAUACAACCAGAAAUGUUCAGGUAACUUCUGAUUUCUAUAAAAGACCAACCUCUUCACAUAAAAGGAAGCGGCAGAGAAAAAUGGACAAUAAAAGCAGAGUACAGUAGAUAGGAGUAAUGUCAGUUAUUUGAAUGUGCACAAUACUCUCUUCAGCUUCUCUCACACUGGGCUCUUCCCUACCCUUCAGGUCUCAACACAAAUAUCACCACCUCAGAGGGGCCUCCUUGACUACCCUGUCUAAAGUUGGCCUCUCCCAGUUAUUCUCUAUUAUAUCACCCUAUUUAUUUCCUUUAACAGCACUUACUACUGUCUAGCUUAUUUCUUUAUGGUCUAUAGCUCCCACUAGAACUUGAUGUUCAUAAAGUUAUUCUGUAGCCUCAGUGCCAAGCAUAGUGCUAGGCACAGUGAGAGCACUCAGUAUGUGUUGUAUAAAUUAAUCAGUGCCUUUAGGUAGUAGACCGAUUACAGAAAAAACUUGUAAAUAUUUUGUACUGUUUUGGUUGCAGGAAGCCAUUUAUGUUGUCCCUCAGUAGCUCUAGAAGGCCUAGGCUGUGAUAAGACAUAUACCCUAGAAGGUCAAUGGCAAACCGUUACUGCCUUCAGACAGAAAAUGUGUCAUCUUUCUAUACUUGACAGCACUCAAUUGUUAAUGUAUUUGGUGACAGUUAUUUUUAAUUACCUUUUAAAUUCUGUGGGUUAAAAUGUGUAUAAUUUUUCCUCCUCAACUGAGUCUUCAUUGGCCAUGAAUUGAGUGUGACAGGCAAUGAAAAAUUAUAUGAUUGAGAAACUGAGCCACACUCAGCAUCUAUGUGAGUAGCCUAGGAGUUGGUUUGUGAUUGACGAUUACAAUUUUCUAUGAUCUCUUUCAACUAUAUAACUAAUAUGAUCUCACUGCUGCCCUUGCUUCUACCUGACACUUGUUUCGGGAGACUGUAGGUGGGAAGGAGAAAGAAUGUUCCUCUUUGGGCCUCCUCUUAUGGGCCAGUGUUUCCUAGAGCCAAAAGCCAAGCUAGACCUCUGCUCUCUGCUAAGACAGCACCCACCAUCCCGAGACAGGGGGAACGGGACCUGGCCAAAGUCCCAGUAAACAGGCUGCAUCUUGUGAGUCCAGUUAAUUAACUGGAGUCGUUUUUUCGACUGCGCAUUUAGUCAUGAUUAACUGUUCUAGCCCGUGUCACUGCUAUCCACAAAGAAGAGUAGCCCCCCACGUACAUAGUGGCAAAGAAUAAUUAUCAAGAGAUCCCCAAGGGGGCGGUAAAGCGCUACAGAAGAGCGUCAGGUCUGCAACAUCGCGCAGUCUCACCGUCCUGUGAGAAACUCUCCGACGCCCACACUGAAGUAUCCAUUGAAGGAAGGCGGAAAAAUCUGAACACCCUCGUGACACACGACGGCGGUGACUCCUAGCUCAAGCGUCUGGGGGAUAAGGCCUGUACGUCCCGCAUUCGGUGAGGCCACUUCUCCGUCCCCAGCUUCCCAGUCACCGCUUGAGUACGUCUUGGGGGUGUCAACGGCUAUGUCUGUGACAUGGCGCCGGCUACGCCGAGAAACUAAUCCUCAGAUUUGACAGAAGGAAACCAACAAGGCACUUUUCAGAUCCCACCCAGUCGUUCCAAAGGUCUCCUUUUCUAGGCAGGGCCGGGGAGAACUCGAGGUACCCACUCGCGCGACCAGAAAGCACUCAAGUAUCGCCUUCCCUCG
Messenger RNA from Trichechus manatus latirostris (Florida manatee), 4779 nucleotides. RefSeq names its product chromosome unknown C5orf34 homolog (gene CUNH5orf34). NCBI's taxonomy places the organism in Eukaryota, Metazoa, Chordata, Mammalia, Sirenia, Trichechidae. Bases 511 to 2421 code for a protein of 636 amino acids. The record is from RefSeq and is a predicted model, not a curated record. The transcript is spliced from 13 exons.